CCGGGGCUCGGCGGGGAUAUUUGAGGCUCCCUCCGGCGCCGUCGCUGCCACUCCGCGCUCGCCGCCGCGCCGGGCACAUGCGGUUCUCGGGGCCGCGGCGAGCAGCGCGCUGGGCCCGGGUGCGGCACCCGGCGGGGGAGGACGCGGCGGCGGCGGCGGGGGGAAGGCACGACCAUGUGCGCGGAGCUCGGCGGAAAGCUGGUGGCCCCGGCGCUGCUGCUGCUGCUGGCCACGGCCCUGCUGCUGGCCAGCGCCAGGGCGGCCGCGGGCACUGAGGCCACGCACCCGCCGGAGGGGCCGCAGGACAGGACCCCGCAGCAGAAGGGGCGCCUGUCCCUGCAGAACACAGCUGAAAUCCAGCACUGCCUGGUAAAUGCUGGCGAUGUGGGAUGUGGAGUGUUUGAAUGCUUUGAAAACAAUUCUUGCGAGAUCCGAGGCUUACACGAGAUCUGCAUGACAUUCCUGCACAACGCUGGAAAAUUCGAUGCCCAGGGAAAAUCCUUCAUUAAAGACGCUCUGAAGUGUAAGGCUCAUGCCUUGAGGCAUAAAUUCAGCUGCAUCAGCCGUAAGUGCCCUGCCAUUAAAGAGAUGGUGUUCCAGUUACAGCGGGAGUGCUACCUGAAGCAUGACCUCUGCUCUGCUGCCAAGGAGAACGUCCAGGUCAUUGUGGAGAUGAUUCACUUCAAAGACCUGCUGCAGCAUGAGCCAUAUGUUGACCUAGUGAAUAUCCUGCUCACCUGUGGCGAGGAGGUGAAAAAGGCAAUAACAAGAAGCGUCCAGGCCCAGUGUGAACAGAACUGGGGAAGUCUCUGCUCCAUCCUGAGCUUCUGCACCUCGGCUGUGCAUGGUGACGCCGCCCUGGGCGCCGAGAAGAAGCCGGGUGAAGCCACCAAAGGCGGUGCUGGCCGUGGGGACAUGCUGGCCCACUCCGACCCCGACCACAGGGAGAGCUCGAGAGCAUCCAAGGGAGAGAGAGGUACCAAGGGCCACUUGAAUGCCCAUGCCCGGGUGAAAGCUGGGGGCCACAGUCCCAAAGGGGCACAAGGGAUCGUGGACCGGGCAGACGAACUGUCCGACUUCUCCGACAUCCGGAGGUGAAAAAAGGCACCAGCUCCCCUUCCCCCCCAUCCUCCCCCUCCACCGGAAUCCUCCUGAGUUCCAUCUUCCCGUCUAUGGACAUUCCAAAGCAUUUCCCAUUCAGAGGUCAAGCACAGGGCAUUGCAAGAUAUAUAUGGACCUCGGCAACAGUGUAUAUAGUAGCAAAGGGAGAGCAGUGGCAAUGGGUUAUCGAUCCAGCAAACUCGACACUCGAGCAGCCACCAAACGUGGCAAAAUGUCUCCAACUAAAUUCUUUUCCCCUUUUUUAUGAAACAGACAUAAUCUGAAAUUUAGGAUCUUGUUUGGGAAUUGUUGGGUUGGUUUUGGGGUUUGUUUUGUUUUUUUCCCUUGGUCUCCUUGGCUGGGGAGACUGUUCCAAGAGGGCUCUGCCAGACUGCAUGUGGCUGCUUGUGGCUUAGCACCUCCAAAGGUCUAGGGCACGGCCUUACAGCAGAUGGCUGAAUUCCAAAGGGAUUUGGUUUCUGCUUGUGGCUGAGAACACAAGAGCUCCAGGCUCUCUAUGUGAAGCUCUCUAAUGAAGUAGCUGCCCCGUCUCUCGCAGAGGAACCGUGCGGUCUGGAGCUCCACCACUUUCUCUUAACUAACUUCUGAGCCAUUGUUCCCACCUGGGUGACGCUGCCUGGUUUAAGUGCCCCCCUGUUUGUUUUGAACCACUGCAUAACUUGACACUUGCUAAUCACAGUAUCAUACCCAGUCCCUUCAGCGUAUCACAGGCGAGUAGUCAGCUUCCAGACAAGGCAAUGUGACUGUUAAAGACUUGCACAGUGUGGAGGACCCCCAAAAGUAUUCUUGUGGACCUCUAAGAACCCUGUGCAUAUUCUCUGCUUACAUCUGCCCCUUCAGUGAUACAGGUCUUCCACCCUUAUAGACAGCCCAAGCCUAAAGGGAUGGGUGUGGGCUCAGACAGCGAAGGACCCCAUGUGUUUUUCUGUAGGGCUGCGUUGAAGGCCCAUCAGAAAUCUGUCUCUCCUUAGCAGUAGCGUGGUAUGGUUUGCUGAGAUGUGGAGCCCCACUCUAACCUGCCUAUAGCUAUGGUUUAUCCAAAUGCCAAAGAUAAGGAGAGGGGAUUGACUCGGGUUUUUUAAUUGUUGUGCAGAUAAUGACCACCAGUCUCCACAGAGUGAGUUAGUAAAGAUGAAGAGUGUCAAGAGCUUAUUGUCUUUAAGCAGUUUCAAGUGUGAAUGAGGUGUUUGGCCAUAUCUCUCCUACCCCCUAUGCAAUUGUAAUUCUCAGGUUGCAGCUCUGCAAUCCUAUAUCCCCAGAUAUUGUACUGGAAGUGGAGGUUACGGCAUCCACGAGGACAGAAGGGCGAGCUCUCAGCUUCCUCGAGAGAAAAAGUGAGUUUUCUUAGAAAGUGGGAAUCACACCAGGGAUUUGAGCCUUCUCAUUUAGAAAGUUUGGGAGGAAAGCUGUGGGGGCAGGAAGGCAGUUCAGCAGGGACAGAACGUACCCAGUGAACUAACGUACGUCUUGUCGCAUGGUGGGAAGGAGCUGCAUAAGCAGUAGAGGGUGUUGGAAUUUGGCUACAAUUUCCAACUCAGAUUUCAGUUACUGCUGAGUGAACACGGCUCCUAAUAGCUGUAUUCAGGGUUUAAUGCAUGGAUCCACCCGCGGAAGGUAGAGGCACUGCUUUUAAUAGCAACCACGUAGGAAGUGAGAGAGGACAGUUAAGUUGAAAAGGUGUGUCCCUGUGAUCACCAGGUCUCUGCUCUAAAGACAUGACCCUGAUCCUGCCUGAUUUUAGCAAAGUUCUCUGAUAACAUUUUUGUUUGACUCAAGUGGGAAGAGGUGGGAUCAGGCCAGAUGCUAUAGCAACAAAGACCAUGGUGAUGUGCCAGUGGGUGUGGCAGCUGCGCCACUGGGCUGGUGACAGCUCUGCCAUCCCUGGGGCACCCAGGCUGUCCCAUGGAGCAGCUUGGGAAGGUUGGUUUGGGUCUGAGUGUUGGCCACCUCCUCUGCUCCAAAAGGUGGCUGCUGGUGGUACCAUGAGAAGGUUUCUAGCAUGUGCCUCCGUGGGUUUCCUGCAAGCGUCCUCCCCCCCGGUGGCACAGAGCCACCACGAAGAACAAGCUCAAACCAAAAAGACAAUCCAAGCAUUUUAGCAAAAA
Messenger RNA from Pipra filicauda (Wire-tailed manakin), 3227 nucleotides. It is a transcript of the gene STC2, whose product is annotated as stanniocalcin 2. NCBI's taxonomy places the organism in Eukaryota, Metazoa, Chordata, Aves, Passeriformes, Pipridae. Gene Ontology annotation, biological process: intracellular calcium ion homeostasis. The record is from RefSeq and is a predicted model, not a curated record. Gene Ontology annotation, molecular function: hormone activity. The transcript has 4 exons. Gene Ontology annotation, cellular component: extracellular region. The coding region runs from base 175 to 1098 and encodes 307 amino acids.